UGACAUGCAUCUCUACACUUGUCUUGUGUCGGGAAUUCCAUAAAUACCUAAAUGUGAAGAAAAACUUUACGUGCAUUGGUAGGAAAAUCUACACGUGGCUGUUAGUGCAAUGGGCAGCACUCAAUUUAUCUCUUUUAAUCUCCGAGGAAGUCCUCCUCCACUAUCAUAGCCUAAGUAGUUUGCGUCCAUAGAAGAGGAAGAAGAUCUUCUUUUCAGCUGCAUAAUCUCGUCGCAUCCAUUAGAGUUUCCUUGCAAUGCCUGUAUAUCCGAUUAUCAGCCUAUUCUUACUGAUGCGGUGCUAGGGGUGUGUGCAGAUCAGCCUCUUUUUUGUCCAUAGUUAAAUACUGGGGGCGAUUCCUGUCAAAUCAUUCAACUGGCGGUUGACUAUUUUUUAAGGUUCAACCGGAUGUUGUAUAAUAAGUCUUGUCUCUUUACGAAGACCACUGGUCGAUAUCGACCGACGACGGGUUGAUUCUCAACAGGUAUGUUGCGAUUGAAUGGACGCUCUUUUAUUUGGAAUUUGCAAUCUUCAGAAAUCAAUUGACAACCCACAUGGUGAACAGGAUAGAAGUUUCAUCCUGUACAAAGAAGUUUCUAUGCUCAAAUCAUGGAUUCUUACAUUUAUGGCAUCGGAAAUGAGGUUUUAUACCUCUUUGGAGGCGUUGCCCUCGUUUUUGCUCUCUUCAUUCAUUACUUCUUAGUCACAGCAAGGAAUCAAGAAUCAACCCAAGCUGAUGAAGCAACCCCUAGUCAAUUUUACAAUAUCUUACCAACAUUUAAUCGUGCCUGCCCAGUAUGUUUGGGGAACCCUGUCUUCAAGGUUGCCACUAACUGUGGCCAUGCGUAUUGUGGAUCAUGUCUAUUGCAAUUGGUUCACCAUUCUCGACCAAGAAUUACAGUGCAUUGCGCUGUUUGCAGAAGCACGGUGACGUGGAUCAUUGAACAAUUUUCUGAUGAGGAAAGAGAAAAUUGUUCAGAGCAAGCCUUAACUUUAAAAGCUUCUGUGACGCACUUGAAGAGGUGUCUGUCAGUCUACUCAAGAAGUUUUCGAGACCAUCUACGAGAUUUGCCAACGCUAGCUUAUUUUAUGAUGGAGGAAUUAACGAAUCUCAAUGGAAUGCUAUCAUUCGGAUCAAAAUUGAAAUUGUUCCUCAUUCUAUCUUUGGUUUUAAUCUAUGUGUUAAUCCCUUAUGAUUUAGUACCUGAAAUUGUAUUUGGAUAUCUUGGCCUUCUAGAUGAUUUUCUAGCAACUGUUGUCCUAAUUAUCUAUGCUUGUGAAAUGUUUCGUUAUUUUAUCACUGAGCGUCAGGGUUGAUUUUCAAUUUUUUCAUCUUUUAAUUCUAAGUUUUUAAAAUGCUUGUUGUGAAGUGUCAAUGACACUCUCCUCUAUGUAAGAAUAAAGAAGACUGAGUAAGUUAGGUAAACACCAAGAGACAUUGAUUAAUCUCAUGGUGGGUAAGAUAAGAAAAAACAAUUAAGUUAAAAACAAGGGUAACUGUAGAGAAAAAGCAUUUUUAUCCACAAAUUCUAGAUUUUCAGUUUUUACUAAUUUUGGUUUGAAACCAUUUCUUCAUAACCAUUCUAAUAAUUAAUUAUUACAAUUCAUUCUGCAUAACAUUUUUACUGUAAGUAGGAGUUCCCUUCAGACUUACUAGGGGUCCGUCGCAAACUUUUUUUAGAGUGCAUGGAAGAAUCGCAUAUUUAGGAAAAUAAUUUAAAAUUCACCGUGAGCUUAUCAGGAAAACUCCCCUAAAAAUUCAGGAGUCUAAAAUUCUUUCCCAACCUCAUCAACUGCAUAAAAAAUGUGUGAAUUUUUGAGUUUUCUAUUCAUAAAAUUAUACCGAGGCCUCGACACAAUGUCGCCCCUCUGGCGUGAGGACAUAUCUUAUUUUCCUUGUGAGCUCUGUUUUACAUAUCGGCGGUGAAAUUACCAGACCUUGUAUUUUGUUUUCGGUGUUUAAAAAUCCCCGUUCCCAUUUUAUUUUCGUGAAGGAAAACAAAACAAUAUCAUUCCUCGAAUUUUGCACACAUUUAUUUCACACGAAGGAGAAAAUUCACGGAAGUUUUCAAGAAUUGACGUUGAGUAGUUUUCCAUCUAAAAAAUAAAGUAUGAUAGGGAGUCUGCGACGUCGCAAACCAGAUACGUAGUCUGGUAGUUUUGCUGUUGAUAUGAACGUAUGCUUCCUGAAACUCAUGCGGAAAUCGAGGUACCUACGCUCUUGGGCCAAAGAAGAGAUGAUAAUUUGAAAA
This is a messenger RNA of Bemisia tabaci, 2250 nucleotides long. Its product is annotated as E3 ubiquitin-protein ligase RNF170. Gene Ontology annotation, molecular function: 2 iron, 2 sulfur cluster binding; metal ion binding; ubiquitin protein ligase activity. NCBI's taxonomy places the organism in Eukaryota, Metazoa, Arthropoda, Insecta, Hemiptera, Aleyrodidae. The record is from RefSeq and is a predicted model, not a curated record.